Messenger RNA from Trichoplusia ni (cabbage looper), 1211 nucleotides. RefSeq names its product pyrroline-5-carboxylate reductase-like (gene P5cr). Gene Ontology annotation, biological process: L-proline biosynthetic process. The record is from RefSeq and is a predicted model, not a curated record. The coding region runs from base 228 to 1073 and encodes 281 amino acids. Gene Ontology annotation, molecular function: pyrroline-5-carboxylate reductase activity. Lineage: Eukaryota; Metazoa; Arthropoda; Insecta; Lepidoptera; Noctuidae. The transcript has 5 exons.
AAGUCGAACAGACUAUGUUGUAACAAGUAUACGACUGCGUAGAUAGCGGAUGAACUACAGACAAACUGACCACAUAACAAUAAUUAUUGUAUUAAAGUAGUCCACGACAAAACAAAAUUAUUUUAAAAUUUAUUUUAGGCACGUUAUUUUCAAUCUGAUUACGGGCCUAAAUUUAUACUACGUGUUUCCGUCAAGUCUUACUUUAAUAAACGUAAUAUUUCAAUAACAUGGAUUCUAAUAAUCUAAAUGUGGGAUUUAUUGGUGGAGGUAACAUGUCUACAGCAAUUUUCAAAGGGAUCAUAAAAAAUGAGUCACAUCCUCCUUCAAAAAUUUGGGUGUCUGGCCCUCACACAGAAAAACUAAAGUAUUGGAGUGAAAUGGGUGCUAAUGUAACAAAUGUGAAUGGGAAUGUAUUAGAUACCUGUGACAUGAUAUUUCUAGGAGUCAAAGUAAACAAAUUAAAUGAUGUAAUCAGCAGUUUUCGAAAUGCCAAAAACAUAUCAAGUGAGAGAACCAUUACAUUUGUUUCAAUGUUGGCUGGGGUAAAACUAGAAAAAAUUGAAAAGUCAAUAAAAGCGUAUUAUCCAAACUCAAAUUUUGGGUUUAUUCGUAUCAUGCCCAAUACUCCAAUAACAGUUGGAUCUGGUAUUUGUCUUUACACUUCAGGCCAGUUACCUAAUAAUGGUGGAAAAACACUAAAUAAAUUAAUACUACUCCUAAGGGGUUCUGCAGUUCUUCAAAAUGUUCCUGAAAGCUAUAUGGAUUCCUUGGGUGCACUGACAGCAUGUGGACCCGCUUAUAUGUAUUUGGUUAUAGAAGCUUUGGCUGAUGGGGCAGUAAAACAAGGUGUUCCAAGGGACAUGGCUAUCCGUCACGCUGCUGAGAUGGUUGUUGGAAGUGGACAAAUGGUGUUGCAAUCAGGAAAACACCCUGGUCAGCUAAAGGAUGAAGUUUGUUCCCCGGGUGGAUCCACUAUAUGUGGAAUUGCAGAACUCGAAAAUGGUAAACUAAGAGCUACAUUAAUCAAUGCAAUCGAAGCUUCUACUAAAAAAAAUCAAGAUCUUGGUAUUUAAAUAGGUUUGAUUUCUAUCAGGUGUGAUUUCCUUGUGAAUUGUUACAUAUUUGUGCUCAGUCUUCUUUUUUAGGAUCUAAUGGUAUUGUCACUAUUGGCUCGCUUUAACGCCCUUUAAAAAAAUACUUGUACUUUUGUG